Chinchilla lanigera (long-tailed chinchilla) is the source of this 651-nucleotide messenger RNA. It is a transcript of the gene Snx22, whose product is annotated as sorting nexin 22. The record is from RefSeq and is a predicted model, not a curated record. Gene Ontology annotation, molecular function: phosphatidylinositol phosphate binding. NCBI's taxonomy places the organism in Eukaryota, Metazoa, Chordata, Mammalia, Rodentia, Chinchillidae.
AUCAAGAAACUGUACAAAGUGCCUGACUUCCCGUCGAAGCGCCUGCCCAACUGGAGGACCAGGAGCCUGGAACAGCGGCGGCAGGGGCUGGAGGCCUAUAUCCAGGGUAUCCUGUACCUGAACCAAGAUGUGCCCAAGGAGUUACUGGAAUUCCUGAGACUCCGACACUUCCCCGUGGACCCCAAGGCCAGCAGCUGGGGCACCCUGGGGGAAUUCCUGCCUAGCGACGGCAGCAGCUCACAGCUGCACCAUCGGCCCAUCGUCAGCUUCUGCAGGGAUCCUUACCUGUGCGUCCCUUCCCCAGAGUCUCUGCCGGAUGUGGUGGUGAACGGUGUGCUCCAGGGCCUCUACGGAUUCAGCGGCAGCCCAGCCCCAGCCCAGCCCCAGGCUGACUGUAACCCUGCUCCUCUGCCACCCGUGCCCUAAGGAGUCUGGGAGCCUCUGGGGAGGAGUCAUGUGCCUCAGUUGUAUGAGCACCACUCCAAGAACCAGGCCUGCGUCACCCUGUGGCCUGGAGCCCGGACUCUACCAUGCCUGGUCCCCAUCAAGGCUCUGAACUCCACAUGCGCUGGCAGCUGGGGUGGUCUUAGCACCCAGGCAGAUGGCAAGGGAGGGUGAGAUGAGGAAUAAAAGACAGACAAUUUAGAGGUA